Drechmeria coniospora is the source of this 759-nucleotide messenger RNA. RefSeq lists its product as uncharacterized. The record is from RefSeq and is a predicted model, not a curated record. The transcript has 3 exons. The coding region runs from base 1 to 759 and encodes 252 amino acids. Lineage: Eukaryota; Fungi; Ascomycota; Sordariomycetes; Hypocreales; Ophiocordycipitaceae.
AUGAAGUGGACCAACGCCCUCGUUUUUGCCACCACCGCCUCGGCCGCCGCUCUCCACGGCGAGGGCGUGAAUUUCGACAUCCUCAAGCAGGUCAACACUACGCUGCAAGAAAUCAUUACUACGCUUAAUGGAGAAAACACUGCGUCUACGGAAUCCAUAAACGGAGCCUUCUUCGAAUCUAGAUUACCCCCGCUCACCGACGCCGUUAAAGUAGAGGCUCGCAAGAUUUAUCUACUGAACGAGAAAUUUUCCAUCGAGGACAGAGACCGUCUUUUUGCGCCUGCCAGCAAGUUCCCAGAGUUAGCCGAGGCUCUUGAUUCCGCCUUAAAAGGUAACACCAUUACGGCACAGCUUGCCGAGCAUGGCGGUUGCAAUAUUCGCAAUUACAUUCUUGGCCUUCGAGCUGCUGGAGGUGCCUUGAAUGCCGGGGCCUCUGCGGCUGCCACGACUGCUGUGGCUAUCGCGACUUCUGGAGCUGUGACUGCUGUUGCUGCUCACACUGCCGUGACUCCUCUGACUGCUCUCACCAUCAUGACUGCCGUAACCGUUGCACCUAUCGUGACUGUGACUGCUGCAAUCGGUAUAAAUGCCACGACCGUUGUGACUGCUGUGACUGCUGUGACUGCCCUAGGUACCAUGACUCCUGUGACGGCUGGAGCCGUUGGAGCUGCUGCAACUGCCGUGACUGCUGAAGCUGCUGUGACUGUUGCGACCGCUGGUGCUGCCGAAGCUGCUGUGACUGUUGUGUCACUGCCAUGA